Molecule: messenger RNA, 3779 nt
Organism: Phaeodactylum tricornutum CCAP 1055/1
Lineage: Eukaryota; Bacillariophyta; Bacillariophyceae; Surirellales; Neidiaceae
Gene: TPS2
Product: bifunctional trehalose-6-phosphate synthase
Exons: 3
Coding region: 62-3661 (1199 amino acids)
Biological process (GO): trehalose biosynthetic process
Cellular component (GO): cytosol
Molecular function (GO): catalytic activity
Source: RefSeq, a predicted model, not a curated record
CUCUCAGCCGAUACAUUCGAGAAAGGACUCGGUACAUUCUUCAACAAAGCGUACACGCAAGAUGGAAGACUCCGCAGAAUUAACGGGACGCGUCGUGCGUUUGCACUUUCGCUGCAAGGCCGCGGUUCCGAUUGGAAGUUUCCUGCGGGUGACCGGAUCUACCCUAUGGGCUCCAGGUACGGCAGCGACGGAUCCGGCCGACGCGGCUCCUGCAGUUGGUCGUACAGAACAAGCCGGGUUUCCCACAUCCGCCAACGAAGAAGAAGUGACAAUGAUGCCAAUGCAAUCACCAGUCUCGAGUCUGUAUACGUCUUCGGUGGAAAUGGUUACGACACCCGAAGAGUACCCCGUCUGGCGGACCCGCAAACCAGUCGUCCUCGUGAUUCACAACGGCAAACGAAAUACGCAACAUCACUACUAUCGAUAUUUGGUAGUGUCUCCGGGCGGAGGAGGCCACAUGGAAAUCGGUGAGAAGGAGAUCGAAACGGACGACGAGGAAGAUGUCGCCAUGGUCAGUACGAGCAACGAACUUAUUGGUACCACGACUGUCAUGCAGUGGGAGGAUCCGUGGGGAACGCUCCGUGAUCCUCGCGCCGACACAAACUUAAUGUCCACGGCGAGUUUAACAUCGUCCAUUGCAGGAAACAGUACCCACGUAACUAAGGACAACUAUCGCAAUUUGCCCUACCGCACUCUCGAUAUUGAUAUUAAAUCAGGCAAGCCACUUUUGAAAGGAGGAAUGGAGGACGCAGUACGCUUGGACCACUGGAAUGCACCCGACGAUGAUAGCUUCCAGUCCUACGUUAUUCGCAAAGCGAUUAUGGAUGAUAAAAAUCGCAAACUCCAACCUCGACUUUCAGACGCCAACGAUUUGAGUCGGACAGACUCCGACAUGGGCAUGGCAGAUGCUGUUGGACCUUCGGGGGUAUUGCGACCCCCGCUCACGGCGAAAUCCAAGAAUCCAGGCCUGGCUUCCGGACAAGCCACACCCCCAUCCUUUCCGUCCCACAAUCGUAUUUUUUUCAUUUGCUUUCAUUUACCUGUCGUCGUGGUUCAAAGCCAGUCCACAGGUCAGUGGCGAGCUUCGUGGAGCGAAAGCAUUCUCGCAAAAACUGAAGGCUCCCAGAUCUUGUCGACCUACGAAGCUUACUGGGUGGGGACUGUCACUACCUCCCCUCCACUCACCAACGAGAAGGAUAAGGAUGAAGUUCGUCAGAUUCUUCAGGAAAUGAACUGCAUUCCCAUCAUUCUGGACCCGGAGGUCCGACAGGCACACUAUUAUGGAUUUUGUAAGCAGGUGCUCUGGCCAGCGUUUCACAACAUUGAUCUACUAGAUUUGAGUACUUGUGGCUGGUUGUCGGACCAAGAAUCUGGCUCAAGUGAUUGGGACCAGUCCCGACUCGAUUCGUGGUGGAAUUCGUUCGUCUCAGUCAACCAAGAAUUUUGCAACGUUAUUACGAGUCUCUCGCGGCCGGGCGAUAUCAUGUGGAUUCACGAUUAUCACUUGUCGCUUCUAGCACAGCAGUUGACGCAAGCGGAAAUUGGGAAGUAUGGCUGGAAGAUGACGCGCAAGGUUUUCUUUUUGCACAUUCCCUUUCCCACGAGUCAAAUCUUUCGCGAAUUGGAAUGUGGAGAGCGGAUUUUGCAAGGCAUGUUGCACGCCGACGUGGUAGGCUUUCACGCAUUUGACCAUGCUCGGCACUUCUUAAACGCGGCCAAACGUAUAUUAGGACUCAACUACGAGUCCCUCGCAGGGGGACUCAUCGGCGUGAGCUUCCAAGGAUCAACCGUCCUCGUUACCAUGAGCAACGUCUCCAUUGAGCCACGUAUGGUAGAUGCGGCUCUCAUGCUGCCAUCGGUACAGCAAGGAAAAGACGAGUGGCAAAAGAAACACCACGGGCGAACCAUCAUUGGUGGAUUAGACAUCGGUCAGCGCCUUUCGGGCGUUUCGCUGAAACUUCUGGCGUACGAGCGGUUGCUGCAAGACUAUCCUUCCUGGGUCAAUAGCGUCGUCAUGAUCCAGCUCGUUCUCGUUCCAGGCUCGCGCAAAGCCGAUGAGGCGGUGACGACGAGUGAACUUCGAUCGUUGGUUAAGCGUAUUCAAGAUAAGUUCGGCCCCGAAGUCAUUGAUUAUGUAGAACUAGCCGGCUCGAGCAUACCAAUGGAUCGACGCCUCGCAAUGUGGAAAGCAAGUGACAUUCUGAUGAGCACUCCAAUUCGGGAAGGUUUGAACCAUUGGCCGAUGGAAUACAUUCACGCUCACAAAGAACCCGAGGUUCCCGGUGUGGUCAUCACGUCCGAGUUUUCGGCCAUUAGCUCUAUUUUGAAUGGCGCGUUGCGUGUAAAUCCGUUCGACAUCCAAAUGACAGUUAGCACAAUUGACAAAGCGCUGAGUAUGGGUCAAGAAGAGCGAGAAGGACGUCGAUACCGUGACAUCGAUUUCGUCUCGACUAGUCCAUCGGACAAAUGGGUCAAGAAUGUUUUGCGUGAUUUGCGCGAUGCUACGCUACGUCAACAAUCGGUUGGCAGCGAAAGCAAUUCGCAAGCGUCUACACCCCACGGGGGCAUGACGCCUAUUCGUAGGGAUGCCGUUGACUCUACAGCUUCGUUCUUGGCAAGAGAAAGUAGUUCUGUAUUUACACCUUUGAACUUUUCGGCAUUGAAAAAAGCGUACUUGGCAACGAAACGUCGUGUGAUCAUUACGGACUUCAAUGGAACCAUUGUUCUCAAGGAACCUCCUGGAACAAGUGGGAACAAGCCUCCGCAGGAAGUAAUUGAAGCGCUAUCCACGCUUUGCGAGGACCCACGAAAUCUGGUAUACGUCGUCUCCGGAGACUCCAGCGAGAAUGUUUUGAACGCGCUGGGACAUUUGCCCAAUCUAGGUUUGGCAGUUAGCAACGGUGCUCGUUUUUCCCCGCCCUUGGCACCGGGGGAAUCAACACGCCGGUGGAUGACGUUCGAUUUGGGCGUCGAUUGGGAUGACGUUAAGCGGACGGCUUUGCCAGUCUUAGCGAAGUACACGGCUCGCUCUAAUGGAUCGUUUGUCAAGCUCACGUCGCUAAGCAUUGGGUGGUCUUACUACUCUUGUGAUCCGGAAUGGGGCUCCUUACAAGCGGCACACUUGGUGUUGGAACUGGAAAGGGAGCUACGCGCUUAUGACGUUCGUUUCGUGACUUUGAAAGGUAUUGUCGAGAUUGUUCCGCGAAAACUCAACAAGGGUCUCAUUGUCCGUAAAAUCCUACGCGAUACUACGGUGGCCCACCCCGAAGGUGUCGACUUUUGCCUGUGCUUUGGAGACGACAUUUCGGAUGAGAAGAUGUUCACAUCGGUUUUUUCGUUUUUGGCUGAAUGGGGCCAAGAAGACGAGUCAGCGGUGAAACCUGGUCCAACUGUUAUUGGCGACGAUGGAACGGUGGAGUCAGCUGUUGAAGCUGAACGGGACAGUAGUCAAGAUGGCGGUACUCCCAUGCAGGUUUCUAAUGACAACGGCCUCAUGUAUGCGUUCACCGUAGCAGUGGGGAAAAAGCAGACGCACGCUUCGUCGUACGUUAAUGAUGCACAAGAAGUCGCCAACGCGCUGGUAAUGUUGGCCGAAGGGGAUGUGCCGACAGGUGGCGUCCCGGUGUGGGGACGUGCAAACUCGUCGGAUUUCUUUGACUGACCAUACAUCUCUGGUAGGUAAUUAUUUUACUCACGACUAGACAUUUUCAGUAGACCAAAUCUGUUUCAUUUUCGGCCCCAAUGUUACUGUCGUAAACUCAAGAAUUGCAGUUCACUGC